Temnothorax curvispinosus is the source of this 623-nucleotide messenger RNA. RefSeq lists its product as uncharacterized. The record is from RefSeq and is a predicted model, not a curated record. NCBI's taxonomy places the organism in Eukaryota, Metazoa, Arthropoda, Insecta, Hymenoptera, Formicidae. The transcript is spliced from 3 exons. The coding region runs from base 223 to 507 and encodes 94 amino acids.
AGGACGUCGAGCGUUGUCGCUCGCGGUGCGCAGAGCGGAGGGAACAGCUGAUUCGUUUUUCCUAACCUCGAUCGCGCUCAGUCAAGACGUUCGGUCGGACGUUUUCCUCUAGAUCGGUGACGUUCCGCGAUUUUCGCGUGUACGACGAGGAUCGGCGACCGCGAAUACUGACGUACGCGAUUGACUCGUGUGUCGCACUCGGGCCAGGUUGACUCGGCAACGAUGGUGAAAAUCAACACGCGAUGGAAGACCGCCGAGGAUUUCAAUAUCCUGCGUGGGAGCAGCAUUUGGACGAAGGUUAAAUAUUUCUGGCGCAAGGGGUGGAUAGAGAUCCCGGUGAUAAUGGCAUCCACACCUCUCGUGCUAAUAGGGUGCGGCGUGGCCGGUUUCACGGUAUAUUACGGCCUGACGCACGAUUUAACACCGAAAUAUUACAAAACGCCGAGAAUUUACAGACCGGACGAUCCGCAAGUCCAGAAGAUCCGCUAUACCUCGGCCUUCGACUAAUACCUCUAAUUUUUAUUUAAAUUUCAGUAGUACAAUAUGUGUACACAUUAUAUAUAUAAUAUAUCCUUCCAUUGUAGACUUAUGUUUCGAAUAAAUGUAUGAAAUAUUGUUAUCAA